AUGAAUAUCGCAUAUAUUUGUUGUGGUGGUUGGCAUUCCCUGGCGCUCACGACCGAUGGAAAGGUGUACGGGUGGGGCGACAAUACUUUCGGACAAAUAGGAUUUGUAUGGCAACUAAUUGUAACAAAAUUGGGACAUAAUUCGCAUGAAAACCAUUACAAAAGUCUGUUCAUUGAGUUAUCGGCCAUCGGUUCCGGAGGUUUUGGAACCCUGUUGAACACCAAAGGGAAACUCAGAGUCACUCCAAACACACGGGAACUCCUAAAUAUAUGGCUCCAGAAUUGUAUCAAUCUAAGUGCCAUCCCUAAGAGGGCGUCGAGUAGUAUAUCACGUAAAACUGAGUCUAAUGUCUCGACUGGAAGUGCCAUCCCUAAGAAGGUGUCGAGUAGUACAUCACAUAAUACUGAGUCUAAUGUCUCGAACGGAUAUAUAAGUACCAUAUGUGAUGAGGUGAGAUACCAUAUCAGACUUCAUUCAUCCAGGUACUUGUAUAGUGACCACAUUAGGCACCAUAAUAGGAAUAUGAAGAAUAACAUCAUCAUUAUGGCCACCAAUACCAGGCCUAAUAUGACCAUCAUUUCACGCAUUGUCUCGAGACAGUGA
Messenger RNA from Oppiella nova, 603 nucleotides. Lineage: Eukaryota; Metazoa; Arthropoda; Arachnida; Sarcoptiformes; Oppiidae. The record is from the annotation of a GenBank genome assembly.